UUCAUAUGAGAACAAGGGUGUUUCGUAGAUCGCAUUUGCCCCCCGUAAAGUCUAAUUACGGUCAGGAUGAGCUUUAUCGAAGUUUUAUAAAUUUUUUUCAUGGACACGAAGGAUUGUUCAGAAAAGUUUAUGUCAGAGAUGAUGACAGUGUUGGAAAAAAUCAAGAACAAUUAGAGAGUCCUGAUGAUACUAAUCAUCUGGAGGUAAAUAAUGAAAUUGAAACGAGUGUCAAAAUUUCUGAUGAGAAUAAUAUGAAUAAUUCAACUGAUAAUGAUAAAAAUAAAGUUGUCGAAAAUCCAGAGGCUGAAAAAGAUGCUCAGAAGAAUCCGAAGCGUCCUAGUGGAUCAAAGCCUCAUUUGAGGAGCAGUAGUGUA
Molecule: messenger RNA, 374 nt
Organism: Cotesia congregata
Lineage: Eukaryota; Metazoa; Arthropoda; Insecta; Hymenoptera; Braconidae
Source: the annotation of a GenBank genome assembly